AGCUACACGGGGCCCAAGUUGACCACACAGAUCUAUGGAUAAGCUUUUAUCAAUGUAUAUGCUUUUAUAUGUAUGUACAUGUCGCCGUGGUAACCAUCUUGACGGACAGACAAGUAGGAAGCUCACGGCCCGCCCGCUGUGUACAUGUCGCCGUGGUAACCAUCUCGACAAGCAGGAAGCUCACUGCCCGCCCGCUGUGUACAUGUCGCCGUGGUAACCAUCUCGAGAAGCAGGAAGCUCACGGCUCGCCCGCUGUGUACAUGUCGCCGUGGUAACGCAGGUGGCUACAACAUGUCUGCAAAAGCCAAACAAAUUAACAAAUCGGCGGAUAAAAAUGCAAACGACAGAAAUGACGUUGCGUCCAAAGAAAAUUACGCUGAAAAAGCCAACCCUCAAUGGAAAUGUAUUUCCCAUGAACAAAUCAACACGCUGUUAGAUUUGACAGUGGAACAAGUGCAAUUACAGUUUGAAGAGAUACUUGGUUUGAAGAACUGCCAGACAUGUCUAAAGGAGGCGUCCCUGUUGGAUUACUUUGUCUGUGGAUUCUGGUGGGCCAGGCAGAUGAACUACACCUGUCAACAGAUCUCAUUCAUCAUGGCUCUACAGCAACUGGUACUAGACAAUAUCAGGGAGAAGCAGAUGCCAUUUGGUGAUAACCUGAAUGAGUUUGCCAAGUUGAUAUCAGGAACGCACCAGUCUCCUUCUCCAGAGGUUGAUCCACUGUUUGAUGCAGAGCAGGCCAUGUCCAUCACUGACUACCUCAAGUGCAGUCUCUUUCAGAACUACCACCUCUAUGAGUUUCUCUUCCACCAACCCAGAGAGGAGCUACUCCUUGGGGAGAAGAGGACCAUUGAGGUGAUCAGCUCAGCAGACUUUGUAGCUCCGCUGGAAGAAGGCAUGACUACUGAAGUCUUCCUCCAUUACAUGGCUCCUUCUCCUGUUGAACAGCAUGAAGAGGGACAGAGGAGCAGCCAGGAGGAGGAUGGUGUUCUACUGACCCAGGGACAGAGGACCAGCCAGGAGGAGGAUGGUGUCCUACUGACCCAGGGACAGAGGACCAGCCAGGAGGAGGAUGGUGUCCUACUGACCCAGGGACAGAGGACCAGCCAGGAGGAGGAUGGUGUCCUACUGACCCAGGGACAGAGGACCAGCCAGGAGGAGGAUGGAGAGGUAGCAGUUAAAACAGAUCUGCAGGAGAAGGAGAAGAAGGCUACAGGGUUUGAAGGAUAUAACAUUCAGGAUGUCAAAGACGUGCUGGGAGACCUGACCACAGAGAUGCUGGGAAAUCUACAGGCUGAAUUCACAGAGAAGCUGAGAGUCCAAGAGGAGAGCUUCAGGACCAGACUAGAACGACUGAAACAUUCUGCCUCCAAAUAGCAACAAUACACAAAAUAGUCUAGCUAUCUACUAUGAACACAAUACACAACAUAGUCUAUAAUAUAUCUACUAUGAACAC
This is a messenger RNA of Coregonus clupeaformis (lake whitefish), 1456 nucleotides long. Its product is annotated as ciliary-associated calcium-binding coiled-coil protein 1. NCBI's taxonomy places the organism in Eukaryota, Metazoa, Chordata, Actinopteri, Salmoniformes, Salmonidae. The record is from RefSeq and is a predicted model, not a curated record.